UUGGCGGUGCUGCUGCUCCAAAGCAAAGAAUCCUCCUAGAAGAGAAAAAGGAGAGCUUUCGUGCCUCCUUGGCUCCUUGCUUGCUUUAUUCUCUCCCUCCCCGUCACCUGUUCCCCCUGGCCAUUCCUUCCCCAUCCCGUCACCUCUUGCUGCAUUCGUGCGAGACGUUUGAAGGAUUCUGGCUCUUGCUGCCGUCUCUCGUCUAGCUGCGGCAGGAGCGUCUUCAUUUCCCAGCUAGGCUUUUGCCUCAGGACUGAACUCAAGGCGAUAAAUAUGGCUUUCGAUCUGAACCAUCUUCUAUCGCACAUCAAGACAACAGUGUAUUCUUCUAUCAGACUUGUCUAUCAAUCUGCUUGUGAUUAUCCAAUGCUUGGCGCUGGCAUUUUGCUGCUAUUCCUGCACAAACUUUGCCCUUCUCUAAUCGCUUUCCUGCUGUCUUCCUCCCCGGUCUUCCUGUUAACUGCACUUUUUCUUGGAGCACUUUUGCGUUAUGGGGAACCAGGUGCACCAGUGAUUGGAGAGGAAACAUUGGAGAACCAACACACUUUGUCCCCUAAUUCCGAAAUUUCCAUUAUUGACUGUUCAGUUGAGGAGAUUGAGAAUGUUGAUGUCAAGGCUCACCCAGCGAAGAGAUUUGAAAGUCAAGCUAUAUACACUGAGGAGAGAACUUCUGAUUGUAUUUUGCAUUUUACUCACUGUGAUAAUGAAAAUGUCACGUGUGUGUCAGCCGAUGCUGUUUGUGCAGAAUCUUCUGAAUUUGCCAAGAGCAACGUCAUUGUGGACAAGGAAGAGGGUGUCAAAGAAAGCUACGAGAAGGUUGAGCUGCAAGAAUCUGACAACACCAAUUCUGAGAGGGGUCACGAUGGAGUGAAAAAUCAGUAUCAGUUUGGUGAACUCAUGAGCUCAUGUUGGCAACCUGUAAUGAGGCAGGAUCCUUGUUCUGAUUCUGAAUCUGAUCUUACCGAGAGUUCUUCUGAUGCAUCAAUCACUGACAUUAUUCCGAUGCUCGAUGAGUUGAAACCACCUGCAAACUUGGGGACUGGUCACCGUUCCUCAACCUUCAGAGAAAACUUGAAUUCUUCAUCAGAUGGUGACGAAGAUGACUCUGAAGAUGGUGACCUUAGCUCAAAUGAAGAUGGGGCAGAAGAGAAGAAAGAUGACGGAAAUAACUGGAAGGAUAUUGCCGUUCUAAGCUCUUCUGAUUUGGAAAAGAAUAGUAACUUUGAGAGUUUGAUGGAGCGGCGAAGAGCGAAGAAUAUUCUGAAGUUUGAACUCGACAAGGGGUUAAUGGACAUGCAAGCCGCUGAUGCAAUUCAGAAAAUGGAGGAGGUCUCGCGCUUCCAUGUCCAGGUUCCCUCCAUUUCCACACCAAGGUGUAAUCCGUUUGAUCCUUCAAAAUGUUCAGAGAAAACAGUAGAGUUACCACAGAUUCCUGAUUCAGCACCAUCUGUUCUCCUUCCCUGGAGAAAACCAUUUGAUAUUCCAUUCGACCAAAUUGUGGACCAUGACAGGCAAUUGCGGGAAACUUGGACUCCUCGCUUGUACUUUCCAUCAACUCAGCAUAGAAAGCAUGGGAACUUAUAUGUACGGCAGUCUACUUAUCUGCAACAUCACAUUGGCAUAAAGCCAGAAAAGCCUGAACUUAGUGGAAAAGAUGCUUGUGAUAGUCACUCAGACAGCGAUUCUGAGCGAGCAGGGAACAAUGGCAAGUUGUUCGGUUCAAUGGAAGCACAUAUAGGUGAAGAGAUAAAAAUAGUAAGCGCGGCAAUUUCAGAUGCAUGUGUGUUGGAAGUAAAUUAUGGAAUUAAUGAAGGCACUAAAAACACUGAUUCUAGCGAUGAAACGGCUUCAUUUUAUGUCCAGAAAUCCAUACCUAGCGCUUCAGAAACAAAGGAUUCAGUUUGUGCAGGUAUUGAGAAAUGGGCAUUGCCUAUCCAAAGAAAAUAAUUCUGAGCAAAACAGGUGGACAUGCUAGAAAACUUGGAGGUUCUUAUGUAUUACAUCAAUUCGAUGGCUAUUCUUUUAUGGAAAAAGUCUAUUGUACUACACCGAACAACUCACUUUGUCCGUUUGACUCCCUUAACAAAAUCUUGGCUGGU
Molecule: messenger RNA, 2099 nt
Organism: Phragmites australis (common reed)
Lineage: Eukaryota; Viridiplantae; Streptophyta; Magnoliopsida; Poales; Poaceae
Exons: 3
Coding region: 274-1947 (557 amino acids)
Source: RefSeq, a predicted model, not a curated record